AUCGGAAGGGUUUAUGAUCGGGCCGUAUAAUGACCCAUUUUGUGUAAGAGAAUGGGCCCUAAAUAAAAGGUCAAAAUCCAACAUGACUUAAUGUUGGAAAAGUUGACAAGAGAAGAGACAAAGGAAAAUGGCGUUGCGAUGACUCGUGAUGUGAGAAGAUCGAGAACGUGAACAUCUGAGGUUUGUUGUGUAGCAGAUCAGAGUGCAGAGUGAUCAUCAUUCUGUUUGAAGAAAUGACAAUGGGUGAGAGUCCCCCACCUGCACCUCCAACUGGGUUGCUUAUGAAGCGCUGCAAGUUCAUUUGGCGCCUUUUGCUGCUCUCUAACCUUGCUCUUGGAGCUUUUCUAUUUGCAAGUGCAAAACGAAGAGAUUCAGGGGAGAUUACUAGAAGAACAGCACAAAAAUCUCACAAGGGAAAAGCUAGUGUUGAAGUUCCUCCUGAACCCGUCACAAGUUCAAUUGAUUUAAAUUACGAUGAUUUCAUUUUGCCUGUCACGACACCUGAGCAAAUGCAGGCUCCUAUCCCUGAAGAACUACAACGUGAAAUUUUCCAGUGGAUGCUGGAAGAGAAAAGAAAACAGAAACCUAAGAACCCUGUAGAGAAAAAACAAAUUGAUGAAGAAAAGGCCAUUCUUAAGCAGUUCCUGCGAGCAAAGUCAAUACCAAAGUUUUAACUUUAACUCUCGUGCUCUAACAUCACAUCACUGACUGAUUAAAUAGUUUCAAUGCAACGGAUAGGCGUGUGAAUUUGACAGACUCUUCUCUUCCCAAUUCCAUUAUUUUGGUGGAUAAUGAGUUAAUAGCAUUACAUUAGUUUUAGAAAAAUAGGUAUCCUGUCAGCUGUGCAUGGCAGCUGGGCAGUUGGUAUGGGAUAGCUGUAUCCUUCGUCUCGUUUACAUCAAACAAAGGAUAUUAUGCAAGAAUAUUAUUGAGUUGGUACAUCAACAAAUAUCAUUGAAAAAGGGGAACUGUUAUACCCUACUACCGGAUCUCUACUUGUCAAUUGUAUUCGUUCUCUUAAAUGUGAUAUCUCUAAUGGUUAUGAUAUUGACCUGUAUGAAAGGGCUACAUGCCAGUUAUUACUCUAAUGAAUAAAUUCUUCGAAAUGUGGGGGACGAAAA
Vigna umbellata (rice bean) is the source of this 1121-nucleotide messenger RNA. RefSeq lists its product as uncharacterized. NCBI's taxonomy places the organism in Eukaryota, Viridiplantae, Streptophyta, Magnoliopsida, Fabales, Fabaceae. The record is from RefSeq and is a predicted model, not a curated record.